Molecule: messenger RNA, 1921 nt
Organism: Heterocephalus glaber (naked mole-rat)
Lineage: Eukaryota; Metazoa; Chordata; Mammalia; Rodentia; Bathyergidae
Product: bactericidal permeability increasing protein
Biological process (GO): defense response to Gram-negative bacterium; innate immune response; negative regulation of interleukin-6 production
Molecular function (GO): lipopolysaccharide binding
Source: RefSeq, a predicted model, not a curated record
UUGCUGGCAUGUGCCACAUCCUAUUCUUUGUCACAUACAAAAACCUGUGAUUGUGCAUUGCAUAUAAGAACCUGGGAACCUGUGCCCAGAGCCCACAACACACGACAACAACAGGAAUCAGCAGACCUGCACUUAUUCUCCAGGCCUGCAGGUUUUGGCAGCUUGGACAACACAGGAGGGCAUGGCCAGAGCUCUGGACAACACAGCAAAAUGGGCAACCCUGAUGGUGCUGGCCACCUUGGGCACAGCCCUGACAGUGGCCACCAACCCUGGCUUCGUGGUGACGAUCUCCCAGGAGGGUCUGGACUACGGCUGCCAGCAGGGAAUAGCUGUUCUACAGAAGAAGCUGGAGAACAUCAACCUGCCUAACUUCUCGGGAAGCUUCAAGCUUUUGGGGAAGGGGUAUUAUAACUUCUACAGCUUGAAGGUCCUCAAAUUCCAGCUUCCCAGUCCCCAACUAAGACUGCAGCCUGAUGUGGGCCUUCAACUCUCCACCGACAACAACAAUAUCAUUAUCAAUGGAAAAUGGAACGCCAAAAGGGGUUUCCUCAAAGCCGGUGGCAACUUCGUCCUGAGAGUAGAAGGUAUCUCCAUUUCAGCCAGUCUAAAGCUGGGCAGUGACCCCACCUCUGGCCACAUCACUGUUGCCUGCUCCAGUUGCAGGGACUACAUCAACCGUGUCAGCCUGAAAGUCUCAAACAGCAAGUGGGGGUGGCUGAUCCGUCUCUUCCAAAAGAAAAUUGAUUCUUUGAUCCGAAAGCUCUUGGACAACAAGAUCUGCAAGAUACUGAGCAAUUCUGUGAACACCAACUUGCAGCGUUACAUCAGGACUCUUCCAGUGACAUCCAAAAUAGACAAGGUGGCUGACAUCGACUAUAGUCUGGUGGCUCCUCCAGUAGCAACGGCUGACAGCCUGACCUUGCAGAUGAAGGGGGAGUUUUUCAGACAGGCCAACCGCAGCUCACCUCCCUUUGACCCUCCGGUGAUGGCGAUUCCCCCUGGGCACGACCGGAUGGUGUACCUGGGCAUGUCCGACUACUUCUUCAACACAGCUGGGCUUGUGUUCCAACAGGCUGGGGUUUUGAAAUGGACCCUCACGAACAGCACUCUGCCAAAGAGAUCCAAAUUCCACUUGACCACCAGUUUCUUUGGAAAAUUCCUACCCCAGGUCUCCCAGAUGUUCCCCAGCAUGGAUGUGCAGCUUGUCUUCUCCACCUCCUCGCCACCACACCUGGUCAUGGAGCCCACUGGCCUCACCUUCACCCCUAACCUGGAGGUCCAGGCCUUUGCUGUCCUCCCCAACUCCUCCCUGGCCUCCCUCUUCCUGCUUGGCAUGAGCAUGAACGCACAUCUGAAGGUCAGUGCCAACUCUGACAGGCUCGUGGGAAAUCUUACGGUGGACAGGCUGCUCCUGAAACUGAAACACUCCAAUGUUGGCACCUUCCCGGUGGAGCUGCUGCAGGAUGCCAUGAACUACAUAGUGCCCCUGGUGGCGGUUCCCAAGGUCAAUGAGAGGCUGCAGAAAGGCUUUCCUCUCCCAGUGACCAAUGGGAUCCAGCUCCGCAACCUGGUGCUUCGCUCUUACCAGAAUUUCCUGCUGCUUGGAGCAAAUGUUCACCUUGGCUGAGGUGACUGGGGCUGCACCUGGAGUGGGGACCAUGGCACCUGUUCCUGAGGCGCUGUGGGACAGGCUCCCCUUCUCCAGGGAGUCCUUACUAGACCUUGCAAACCUCUCUGAGCUCUCAUCUGGAAAUGAUCUGAACACGGAGAGUUCAUUGGAAAAGUUCAUGAUGUACAUUUCAGGGAUUCUGUGCUGCUCUCAAAGCAGUCCACGACAUGUCCUCCAGGAAUCGCAUUUCAAUUGUGAUCAUAGUAUUUCUUUUUGGGCAUCGUUUAAAAAAAACCAAAAAAACAAAACAAA